This is a messenger RNA of Oryzias latipes (Japanese medaka), 4444 nucleotides long. The record is from RefSeq and is a predicted model, not a curated record. NCBI's taxonomy places the organism in Eukaryota, Metazoa, Chordata, Actinopteri, Beloniformes, Adrianichthyidae.
GACCGGCCCCGCUCCCUCCUCACACGGAUCCACAGACGUGGAAUCCACACAUGCCGCUGGAAGGCGGGUUUUUUUUUUUUUUUUUUUUAGGGGAGUUUUGAACAGUUUGACGGCGCUAACUUGUUGCUUUGAAGAAAGCUUAGCAACAACGGCAAAGGCUUCAGGUGUUUGAGGGAGCGCUGCGUGUUUUUUCUUCAUAAUUCAUUCAGCUGAGGAGGAGGAGAAGGAGGAGUAAAACUAUUUUCCCUCUUCUUUUUUUGUUUUUUUGGUCACUUCCUAACUUUUAGUUCAGCAGAUUCGCUUCGGCCUGCUGGGUUUGCUGCACGAAGACUGCACAACAACAAGAGGCCACGUUCGAGCAGGUGCCAGGAUGGAUGAGGCGGAGAAGUACAAACAGCGACUGGAUGCUAUUGCAGAGAAGCGUCGACUGCAAGAGGAGGAGGACAGAGUCAAAAGAGAGAAGGAGGAGGAGAGGAUUAAACAACGGCAGCUUAAGAGGAAGUCUUUGAGGGAACAGUGGUUGAUGGAACCAGCUCCCUUGUCCCCAACCUACCAGAAGUCCCCCGAGUCCCCAACAAGAUCGAAGGGAGAGACUCAGGAGUCACCAGAGGCCCCUGAGAAACAAGCGGGAGAUGGUCGAACGAAGACUGUACAAGUAGAAGAUGCCAGAAAUGAACUUGUUCUGCAGAAUGGUGAAAAGGGUGCAUCAAAACCUGAAACCCCUGAGGAUGAAGGGAAACGUAACCAAACCCCGGCAGAGGUUGAAACUGCGGUUGUUCUGACCAACGGUGGGGGGGUCCCGGACUCAAACGGAGUUUCAGAGCUCGGCGAAUCAAACAAACAUGGAGCCUCUGAAGGUGCAGAGAAUGUGAGGGUGCAUGGGAUGGGAGUCAUUGAUCAGAUUCCAAACGACAGCGUUCUUGAAAAGGAGGAGGAGGAAGGGACCCUGGUGAUGAGAGCUGAAUGCGUGCUCAUCACAGAUGAAGGGGAUGAUGUUUCCCAGGAGCUCACAUCCCAGGAAGAUCAGCAGGGGUCCGUGGAAUCAGACAAAGCCCAUCUGCUAGAUCCAGAAGCAGGCAAAGAGAAGGGGGUGGCUGUGGAGGAGGCGGUAAAAACAGAAACGCCUCCAGAAGCUUUGGGGAAAUCAGAGGAAGAAGAUCCACCUGUUGAACCGCAGUCGCAGACACGUCCUCUAGAGGGCGUCACGGUAACUGCAGUGCCAGUCUACACCGAAGCACCGCUCCCUAUUCUCAGCUCAGCAAAUGAGGGUAAGGAUGCAGCUUCAGCAGACACACCAGAGGCUGCGCCAAAAACCCCAAACCUUUCUGCAGCACCCACACAGUUCCAGGAGGUGCCCCUGACUGGUCCUCAGGACAAGCAAGACAACAAUGCGGGUCCAGGAGAGCAGGAGCCUCUUCUGCUGAAAGUAGAAGCCUCCAACAGGGCUAGCGAGGCCCCAGCAGCAGGGGGGAACAGCCCCGCCAGUGCAGAGACACAGAUCCAAAGUCGCGGGGAGAGCAAAACACCCAAACAGAAAACCUGCCAGUGCUGCUCCGUCAUGUAAACCAUCUGUUGUCGUCCAUUCCAUCUCUCUGCUGAAGAAUUCACUACAUUCCUCCAGUCUUCUUUUUAUGCAUUCUUCCACAUUUGCUGCAUUCAUACACUACAUUCAACCUGCACUCACCAACUUCAUCUUUUUUUUUUUUUAACAAGAACAAUGUCAACUGUCCAGAAUUAAAGGGCUGUCAUGGACUUUAACCCAACGACAUUUAAAGACUCCAUCUUUAAAUCCCCUUUAUACCAAGUGAACCUACAAAAAGUCUACUCUUCUUUUGAGUUUUGUUGCAUUUUUCUUGGUUGACAGAUGAACCUCAGUCUGCAUCAAUCCCUCACAUAAAGUCUAACUUGUUGUUUUUAAUUGCUGUAUAAACAUUUAGAUCUCAGCAUGUUUUUUAAAUCUAAAAAGGUGCAGUAGCUAAACAUGGUCAGAGAUCUGCAGAGGUUUGUUGAGCAACAAUAGUUUAGUUUCUUAAAAAUUAAAUUCUUGUAUUUUUGGGGAGAACCUGUUAUUGGAGAUAUUCAUUAAUACAUAUAGGUAGGAAACGGGGUUUAUCUACUUUUUAAAGUUGUUGUGGCAGCCGUGGGUCUGCAAAUGUCUACUUUCAAAAUAAGUGGAGCUCAUUUAGACCAUUUUUAAAGAAAAUGUUUCAAAUUCCCUUAAGUGUGAAUUUAUUUUAUAUUUUUUGUUAGACAGGCUUAACAUUAAAGAGUAAAGUUUGAACACCCAUACUUACUUUAAAUAGAAAUAAGCAAAAUAUGUGAGUUGUUUUUAGGAUUGUAUAAUGAUUAAACUAACGAUUGUUCUACACCACCUGGCUCGUUUGGUGUUCUAGUGCAGCUAAAAUGGGGUAAAUUGUUAACAAUAUAACAUUAAGGUUUUUAUUUUUACAUGAGUUGUACAUUGAAUAGGUAACUUUAUUUUUUGCAUAUUUUGUUCCACAUGCAUAUCCCAGUAGCAGAAAGUAUAAAUUCCAUGGAACUUGUUCCCGCUGUACUCGACAUGUUGCAUAAGAAAGCUUUCCUUUUUGUAAGAAAGUCGAGCUUUUUUGUUUGGAACUUGCUGCUAGAGAUCCUGCACGUUUCAUUUCACUCUAUAGAAAAAGAUGAGAUCUUUGGAAGAUUCAGUUUGCCUGUUUGAGUUCAGCCAAGCUGAGCAGAAAUGAUCUAUUCUGAUCUUAAAAACAUCUGAUAAGUUUAAAAAAAAACCAGUCCUGUUAAAGUAUAAAGCAGUUGAAAUCUGAAUUUUAAAGAUUUUCAUCUAAUUGACAUUUCUAGUCCCAAAACAAGUAACUGGGUGGCCUCCUUUUAUUAGAAAAAAAUAAAUAUUAAAAUAGUAAAUUUGACUUAAUUAUUAAUCAGUAAUAACUUCAGUAAUCAGAAGUCCGUUAAGAUGAAUAAGCAAAAUAAAACAUUAAAUAAUAUUUUUGAAAAACAGGUAUUUCAACUUUCUAAGAUAAUUUGAAAGGAGUUAGAAUUGUCAGUGACGGGUUUGUGGCUGUGACAGUUUGAUAAUGGAAGUUCUGUUUAAUUUGUACAUGUUCUAUACGCAUCAAAUUGUCAGCUAUAGUAUUUUAUUUCAUAUAUAGACUGGUUUCCUUAGCAUAAUUGCUUCUUAAAGUAGAAAUUCAAAUACUAAGUAAAUGCCAAAGUGUCUUUGCUUGAUAGAAUUUUCACAAUUCUCAAAGUUGCUGUGAUUAAGAAACAUUUAAAUCAAUUUCUAGUUUGGCACAGUAAGGAAGGGACUAUGCCAAAGGCGAGAAGAUGAGCAUGAUGAUUACAUGUUUGUUCUUAAAAUCCGGUACUUCCCGCACAUGACGCAGUAGUGCCAACUGGGAAGUUUCAGUGGGUUCAAAGACUGUUGCUGUUAAAAUGGAGAAAGACAUGACACCAUUCAGUCAUUUUUAGUAAUAAAUUCCUGUUUUUUUAAUUAAUUAUUACAUUCCGGGUUUUCUCGUUAAGUUGUGAAUUACUACCAUAUUUUCCUCCUGAUUUUUAUGAUCAAAACAUUAGAUUUCACAAACUGAAAUGGGCAGAAAGUAAACCUUUGAGUGUAAAUAUUAUCCAUGAAUCAUGCCCGCUCUGUCAUUGAACCUCUGACGUCACAAAACAGUUUGUGAGGCAAAUAUAAGCUCUACCUUCUUCCAGAGAGACAGAUUGAAAGGAGAGACAGACAUGCUGCGUGUGAUCUUCACCAUUCUGUUGUUCACCCCUUUGGGUUUCUCAGCUCCGCUGGACUGUGAGAAGCUGAUCCAGCGCCUGGAUCCGCUCGAUCCCCUUCAACAUGCUUCUGGAAGAUGGCCGUUGGUUGCCGGCAGUGUGAAAGAAGAGAGCGACCUUUUCCUCCCACUUGAAACAACAUUAAGUAUAAGUCUGGAAUUGGGUAAAUCCUCCUUUACCCAGUUUAUCCGAAGCAUUCCUGGAUGCUUGUUGAUUGCCUCCAACUUCACCCUGGAAGACCAUGUUAUGAAGGCGGUAAUAGGCUGCAACAACCACACCAUCACCUUUUUCCGUACGUCCUGCCCAGACUGCAGGCUGUUCACAAUUGAAGCGAGGACCUCUGCCGCCAAGUCUGAGGGAAUCUACCUGUUCAGCAGGAGGAGAGAGCUGAAGCCCCAUGAGAUCACCGAGUUUAAGAGUCAAGCGGCGUGUUUGAAGUUCCCUCCAGUUGUGGAGAUGGACCCGGAGGAAGAACUUUGUUAGCUGCACGAGAUCUGCAGUUCAAGAUGAGAAACGAAACGUUCAGAAGUGGAGCUUAAGGACUGAAAAUGACAUUCCAGUGGAAACAAUCUUAACUGGAAGAAACCUCAAGCUGAAUCAAGCCACAGAGGUCAACAGCUUUGUCAUUCCUUUUGUCAUCCUCAAUAAAUCUGAAACUUAAAUCAAA